Molecule: messenger RNA, 1033 nt
Organism: Ziziphus jujuba (common jujube)
Lineage: Eukaryota; Viridiplantae; Streptophyta; Magnoliopsida; Rosales; Rhamnaceae
Product: rho GDP-dissociation inhibitor 1
Exons: 6
Coding region: 83-838 (251 amino acids)
Biological process (GO): Rho protein signal transduction
Cellular component (GO): cytosol; membrane; cytoplasm
Molecular function (GO): Rho GDP-dissociation inhibitor activity; protein binding
Source: RefSeq, a predicted model, not a curated record
UGCCUUGAAAAAUAAGUCCUCUUCAUAUCUUCAUCAGCAUUACCUCUUAAACCACAGCUCCAUUUUCAGAUAAUAGAAAUCAAUGUCUGCUACUGUGGGAGCUAUCUCUUCAGCCAAGGAGGUCAACUUCAACUCUCAAACAAAUGAAGAAGAGCUCAAAAAGCCUUCUGGUGGUGAACCUGCAGACCAGCCAAGGAAUGGUGAAACUGCCAUUGAAGAUGGCCUUGACAAUGAUUUUGGUGAUGACCCAGAUGAUGAUGAGGAUGACCUUUCGAAGUUGAAAUCUGAGACCCAUUUGCGUCUUGGUCCCCAGUUUUCAAUCAAGGAGCAGCUUGAGAAAGACAAAGAUGAUGAAAGUUUGAGGAAAUGGAAGGAACAACUUCUUGCAGGUGUUGAUCUCUCUGCUGUUGGAGAGAGUAAAGAUCCAGAGGUGAAAAUAUUGAGCCUUACAAUCCAAUGCCCUGGAAGAAAAGAUGUUGUCCUGCCAAUUCCAUUCCUUAACAAUCCAAAAAGCAGGCUUUUCUCUCUCAAGGAAGCAAGUAAGUACCACCUGAAAUUCACCUUCACUGUCUCCAACAACAUAGUUUCAGGCCUCAAGUACACCAACACUGUCUGGAAGACUGGUAUGAAAGUGGACAGUACAAAAAUAAUGUUGGGAACAUUUAGUCCUCAACUAGAGCCUUAUACGUAUGAAACCGAAGAAGAAACUACGCCUUCUGGCAUGUUUGCAAGGGGCUCGUAUACUGCUAGAACCAAGUUUGUGGAUGAUGAUGGAAAAUGCUACUUGGAUGUGAGUUACCACUUUGAAAUCCUCAAGAACUGGCCCAAACCCUCAUGAGAAUUCCAUGUAUUAAUCUUUGUUAAUGCUCCAAAUGAUCAUUUUAGAUAGAUUUUAGCCCUCUGGCUCUCUAUGUAUUUUGUAACCAAACUGAGGAAAUGCAAUGAAUUUUCUUUUCCAAAAAGAAAAAAAAAAACAAAGAAAACAAAAGAAAGAAAUUUAAUACUGACAAAUCACACUACAUGGCAUCAUGGA